Pelobates fuscus (common spadefoot toad) is the source of this 6333-nucleotide messenger RNA. RefSeq names its product tenascin C (gene TNC). Gene Ontology annotation, biological process: regulation of cell adhesion; neuron projection development. The record is from RefSeq and is a predicted model, not a curated record. Bases 251 to 5743 code for a protein of 1830 amino acids. The transcript is spliced from 24 exons. Lineage: Eukaryota; Metazoa; Chordata; Amphibia; Anura; Pelobatidae. Gene Ontology annotation, molecular function: protein binding.
CCUAGGCAAACUGACUGUGCUGAAUUCUCCGUGUCUUCAUUCCAGACAAGCAUCUAACUAUUACAAGCAAUUGAUACAUGCACAAAACUUUUCACUAAAAUUGAACAAAGAAACUAAUUUUCCAUGACAAUAUCCGACUUUUGGAUGUUGUGCACAGCUGGAUAUACAUCGCUGCCCAGUGUUCAAGAAUAAAGGGUCAGAGGAAAAAGAACCAUUAUUGUCACGAUAAAUAUCAGAAAAAGACCAAACCAUGGGGUUUCUUAUACAGAUAUAUAUCUGCUUAAUUGUUCUUCUCAGUUAUGAAGUGAACUGUGGUAUCAUAAGGAAAGUUAUCCGCCACAAGAGAGAGAACAGUUUAAACAUCACUCUUCCUGAAGAUAACCAGCCAGUUGUUUUUAACCAUGUAUACAAUAUUAAGGUUCCAAUGGGUUCGCUUUGCUCUGUGGACCUCGAUCCUGAAAAUGAACUAAAGCCACAAACAGAAAUUGAUAAAACAUAUCAGGAGCACACUUUAAAUGGUGAAAACCAGAUUGUUUUCACACAUCGUAUAAACAUCCCACGAAGAGCAUGUGGCUGUGCCUCUGCUCCCGAUAUCAAUGAUCUUCUGAGCCGUUUAGAGGAAUUAGAAGGACUGGUAUCUUCUCUUAGAGAACAAUGCACAACUGGUGCAGGAUGUUGCUCUGGCCCACAGGAUGCACAAGGUGUGUUAGAUACAAAACCAUACUGUAAUGGUCAUGGGAACUACAGCACAGAAUUAUGUAAAUGCAUUUGUGAGCCUGGAUGGACAGGACCUAAUUGUACAGAUGCCGAAUGCCCAGGAAAUUGCAACAACAGAGGACUAUGCAUAGAUGGAAAAUGUGUUUGCGAAAAGGGCUUCACUGGAGAAGACUGUAGUGAAUUAUCCUGUCUAGAUGAUUGUAAUGACCAGGGGAAAUGUGUCAAUGGUGUUUGUAUUUGUUUUGAUGGUUACAGUGGAGAAGACUGUAGUGAAGAGGUGUGCCCAGUACCCUGCAGUGAGCAUGGAAAAUGUGUGAAUGGACGAUGUGUGUGUGAAGAGAAUUUCAUUGGGGAAGAUUGUAGUGAGCCACUUUGCCCAAAUAAUUGUAACAAUCGUGGAAGGUGUGUAGAUAAUGAGUGUAUAUGUGAUGAGGGUUACACAGGAGAUGAUUGCAGUGAACUCAUCUGUCCCAAUGAUUGUUAUGACCGUGGUCGAUGUGUAAAUGGAGUAUGCUAUUGUGAAGAAGGUUUCACUGGAGAAGACUGUGGUGAGUUUGCCUGCCCUAACAACUGCAACAACCAUGGUCGCUGUGAGAAUGGCCUAUGUAUUUGUGAUGAUGGCUUUACUGGAGAUGACUGCAGUGAGCUCAGUUGCCCGAAUAACUGCAACAAUCAAGGACAAUGUGUAAAUGGACAGUGCAUUUGUAAGGAAGGUUACACAGGAGAGUUUUGUGGUAAACUUAGAUGCCAAAAAGACUGCAACAAUCGAGGAACUUGUGUAAAUGGGAAGUGCAUUUGUGAUCAGAAAUUCAUAGGAACUGACUGUGGAGAUUUGAGAUGUCUUAAUGAUUGUAGCAACAAAGGGCGCUGUGUCAAUGGUCAAUGUGUAUGUGAUGAAGGAUUCAUUGGACAGGACUGCAGCGAGUUAAGGUGCCCCAAUGACUGUAACAAUAACGGACGGUGUGUAAAUGGACAAUGCAUUUGUGAUGAAGGAUUUACUGGAAAGGAUUGUGGUGAACUAAGGUGUCCCAAUGACUGUAGCAAUAGAGGACAAUGUGUUAAUGGACAAUGCAUUUGCAAUGAAGGAUUCAUGGGCUUGGAUUGUAGUGAAUUAAGAUGCCCUGAUGACUGUAAUCAUAGAGGUACUUGUGUAAAUGGCCAAUGUAUAUGUGACAGUUUAUUUAUGGGAGAUGAUUGUAGUGAAUUACGUUGUCCUGAUGAUUGUAACAACAGAGGACGCUGUGUUAAUGGGUUGUGCAUCUGUGAUGAAGGAUAUACAGGUGACAACUGUGCUGAGCUAAGCUGCCUAAAUAACUGCAAUAACCAAGGCGUCUGUGUAAAUGGAGAAUGCAUCUGCGAUGAAGGCUUCAUAGGAGAUUUCUGCGGUGAAGUUUCCCCACCUAAAGACUUAAAAGUGACAGAUGUGACAACAGAAACUAUGAACCUUCAAUGGGCCAACAAACUCACAGUCACUGAAUAUCUUAUCACCUAUGUUCCAACCAGCUCUGGUGGCUUGGAGCUUGACCUUAGAGUACCAGGGGACCAGACAGCAGCAACUAUUAAAGAACUUGAGCCAGGGGUAGAAUACUUUGUGCGUGUAUAUGCCAUACUGAAAAACCAGAAGAGUAUACCCGUGAGCGCAAGAGUAUCAACACACCUACCAACAACAGAUGACUUGAGAUUUAAAUCUGUGAAAGAGACAUUUGUGGAGGUAGAAUGGGAGCCUUUAGAUAUAUCUUUUGAUGCCUGGAAACUUAUCUUCAGACACACAAAAGAGAAAAAUGGAGAAAUAAGCACAAGCUUGGAAAGGCCCGUCACCAGUUAUGUGCAACAUGGACUGGCACCAGGAGAAACAUAUGAAGUGUCUAUACAUGUUAUUAAAAAUAAUACACAAGGUCCAGGCUUGUCCAAACUUACCACCACAAGGUUGGAUGCUCCAAGUCAAGUUGAUGUGAAAGAUAUUACUGACUCAUCUGCUUUAAUAACUUGGGCUAAGCCAUUAGCAGAAAUUGAUGGAGUUUCCCUGUCCUAUGGAACAGAGAAUGAGCCUAGAACAACAGUGGAAUUGUCUGAAGAUGAAACCCAAUAUGCCAUAAAUGAUUUGAAGCCAGACACAGAAUAUGAGGUGGUACUCAUAUCACGCCGCGGAGAAAUGACAAGUUAUCCUGUAUCAGAAAUAUUCACUACAGAUCUUGACACCCCCAAGAAUCUGAAAAAGGUUUCCCAAACAGACAACAGUAUCACUUUGGAAUGGAAGAACAGCCAAGCUAAUAUAGAUUUUUACAGACUUAAGUUUGCACCUCUGUCAGGAGGUGAUCAUGAAGAGAUUACUGUUCCCAAAAGCAACUUGGCUACAUCGAAAGCCACACUUACAGGUCUAAGGCCUGGAACAGAAUAUGGAAUAGGGUUAACAGCUGUUAAACAGGACAAAGAAAGUUCCCCAGCCACUAUCAAUGCUGCAACAGACUUAGAUUCUCCCAAGGACUUGGAAAUCACCGGAGCCACAGAAACAACAAUUAAUCUCCAAUGGAAAGCACCCAUGGCUAAAUUUGACCAUUAUCGGCUCACCUAUAAACCUAGCAGUGGGGCUGAGAAUGAAGUCAAAAUUCAAGGAAAUGUCAAAUCCUAUGUGCUGUCUGGGCUUGAACCUGGCAAGGAAUAUAGUAUUUCACUUGUAGCAGAGAAAGGCAGACAAAAAAGCAAGCCAGCAUCUGUGGUGGGCAGUACAGAAGUACCUCGAGAGCUUGGCAGUUUAUUGAUAUCUCAAGUGAGCUGGGACUCAUUCAAACUUUCAUGGAUUGCCCCAGAUGGCAACUACGAAAAAUUUGUUAUACUGGUUGAGGACUCAGGAGAAGAAGAACCUAGACAUAUUGUAGUUCCUGGCGAACUCCGCUCUUUGGAAGUUCCAGGACUGAAACCAAAUACAAAAUAUAACAUUACACUUCAUGGUGUGAUUCAGGAAUCUAACACUAAGCCCAUCUUUGGUGAAGCAGUUACAGAAAACAAACCAGAAGUUGAGAGUUUAGUUGUGUCCAAUGCCACUACCAACAGCUUUGAUUUGAAAUGGGAAGCAACGGAAGAUUCUUUUGAGGGAUUUGUUGUAGAAGUGGUUGAUUCCAACAGGCUACUGGAGCCAAUGAAAUUUAAUAUCUCUGGCAAUCUCAGGAAAACAUCUGUCUCAGGGUUAUUACCAAACACUUACUACACCAUCUACCUCUAUGGCAUUACUCAUGGUUUGACUGCACAGCCUAUUAGUACUUCAGUUACUACAGAAAUGAAACCUGAGGUGGGAAACCUCCAGGUUUCCAGUAUUACUCCAGAAGGUUUCCAUCUAUCUUGGACAGCAGAUGAUAGCGAUUUUGACAACUUUAUCAUUAAAAUAGUGGAUGCCAUACAGCAAUUUGAACCAGUAACUCUAAAAGUACCAGGGGGUGAACGCAAAACCGUUGUAACAGGAUUAAGAGAUGCAACAGAAUAUGAAAUUGAUCUGUAUGGUGUUGCCAGUGGUAAACAGUCUGAGACAAUAGAAGGAGAAGCAACUACAGCUUUAGGGUCACCUAAAGGUAUUGCCUUCUCUGACAUCACUGAAAACUCAGCAAAGGUCACCUGGAUAGCACCAAAAACCCUUGUCAACAAAUUUAUGCUCUCGUAUGUUCCUGUAAAUGGAGGCACCAGCAACACUGUGGAGGUGGAUGGAUCUAGAACUUAUACUACUCUAAUUAACCUUCAUCCUGGGGUGGAGUAUAUUGUGAACAUUGUGUCCAUAAGAGAAAAUGAAGAAAGUGCACCAGCCUCUGGAGUUCUUACCACAGGUCUCGAUAGCCCUUCUGGUCUAAGAGCCAUUAACGUUACGGAGUCAGAAGCAUUGGCGGUGUGGCAGCCAUCAUUGGCUUCUGUCGAUAAUUAUGUUUUAUCCUACUCUGCAAAGAAUGCCCCUGUGGUGACUCAGACUCUGUCAAGUAACACUGUGGAGAAUGAUAUUAUUGGCCUGCAACCUGCGACUGAAUACACUUUGAAGAUGUAUGCUGUUAGAGGACAACUUAGGAGCCCAGAAAUGUCUACACAAUUUACCACAGCUUUGGAUGGUCCAAGAGACUUGACUGCAACAGAGAUCCAAUCUGAAUCAGCACUCCUAACAUGGAAACCUCCACGAUCAAUCAUCACAGGAUUCUUGUUGAUUUAUGAGGCUGUAGAUGGAACAACUAAGGAAGUAACUUUGGAGCCAGAUUCCACAACAUAUACAUUAUCGGACCUAAAUCCUUCUUCUCAGUACAGUGUAAAGCUGCAAGCAAUACAUGGAGCUAUUAGGAGCAAAUUUAUUCAAACCUUAUUUACAACAACUGGACUACUUUAUCCAUAUCCUAAGGACUGUUCUCAGGCUCUAUUAAAUGGAGAGACUGCAACUGGAAUGUACACAAUUUAUGCAAACGGUGAUCAAUCACUACCCAUGGAAGUAUACUGUGACAUGAGUGUUGAUGGAGGUGGAUGGAUUGUGUUCUUGAGAAGAACUGAUGGGUCUGAAGAGUUCAACAGAAAUUGGAGGACAUAUGCUGCAGGCUUUGGAAAUCCUUCAAAUGAAUUCUUUUUGGGAUUAGAUAAUCUACACAAGAUAACCUCUCAGGGAAUGUAUGAAUUACGUGUAGAUCUUAGAGACAACGAUGAAACUGCAUAUGCAGUUUAUGACAAGUUUGUAGUUGGAGAUUCCAGAAGUCGAUACAGAAUGACCGUUGAAGGCUACAGUGGUACCGCAGGAGAUUCUAUGAGCUACCACAAUGGACAUCGAUUUUCCACAUACGACAAAGACAAUGAUUCUGCUAUAACUAACUGUGCUCUGUCCUAUAGAGGGGCUUUUUGGUACAAAAAUUGUCACAGAGUAAACCUUAUGGGAAGAUAUGGUGACAACAAUCACAGUCAGGGAGUCAACUGGUUCCACUGGAAGGGACAUGAAUAUUCCAUUCAGUUUGCAGAAAUGAAAUUAAGACCAAUCAGUUUUCGAAAUCUUGAAGGGAGAAGGAAGAGAGCAUAGACCUUUGCUUUACAAUAACGAGAAGCUCUAGGAAAGGUGUACAUGCUGAUGGUGAUAACAGUCAGCACAUCGGCCCUAACACAAAACUUUGUUCCACUAAAAAUAAUUGCCCUAUGAAAAUGACAGUGUCUUAAGAACUUCUUUGCUUGGAGGCCUUGCUUAGAUGCAUUUGUACACAUGUUUCCAGCAUAUUAACAGCUGCAUUUCUGCCAAGCAGCUUUUAUUCUCUGUGGCCCAAACAAGACCAAAGACAUUCUAAUGCAGCUAUCUGUGCCUAUUUCAUCCUCCAUGUGUGAGGCAGGCAGAAAGGAUGGGUACAAAUUUUGAUUGAAUAAGGGAAUUUGUGUACAUUGAUAGUUUUAGAUACUGUCAUAUUUUAAACCAAGAUAUUGUAUAUUAUUUUGUAAGUGUUUUUGAUGUAUUUGGUGCAUUAGGAAGGUUUUUUAUAUAACAAUACAUUACAUUUGUAUAAUGUAUAAAAAAACAACAUUUUUUUAAUGUAGAUGGCGUUUGGUUGGUAUGAUUAAAAUUGAAUACAAUGUUGGAUGAUAAUCAAUAAAUAUCACUAUAUCAAUAUUUAAAUUAUGAAA